Molecule: messenger RNA, 1540 nt
Organism: Drosophila rhopaloa
Lineage: Eukaryota; Metazoa; Arthropoda; Insecta; Diptera; Drosophilidae
Gene: CkIIalpha-i1
Exons: 2
Coding region: 95-1393 (432 amino acids)
Source: RefSeq, a predicted model, not a curated record
GUCAACAUCGAUGAAAACAUUGAUUAUUUUUCAGCUCCAAUUUCUUCAUCGAGUAUUUUGAUGAAUUAUCAAAAAUAAUUGAAAAAUUCGUGAAAUGGAUGAAGAGCUCUGCAGAUUAUGCAAGGCAAUUAGAGGUCAAUUUGUUCCCGAGAAGCCCAAGAUUAAAUCGGCCAACAAACUGCUUCACAGACUCUUCGAUUGCUACAAAAUUGAUAUCGCCAUCCUGGGAAAGAGUUCGUGCAUUUGCGAAUCUUGUUUUGAGCUCGUUUUGCGUAUAAGCGAAUCCUUAGAGAAAUGGAGCAAAGCCCAGGAAGAAAUUCAGGAUAAGCCCCUCGAAAUAGACGACUCUCAGGUGUUUCAGGUCAAGUUGGAGGCUCCGUCUUCGGAGGAUGAGGAGGAAUUAGCCCGAAAAGAUUAUGUGGAAGAGCCAGAGUGGGAAAAUGAUGAUCUAUCCGACCAAAACGAGGUCAAGUUGGAGCUUCAGUCUGUGGGGAAUGGGGAGGAGGCGGAAUCAGCCGGAAAAUAUGACCAAAACGAUGUUAUGGAAUUGACCGCGGAGGAACUUUUGGAUCCCUCGGACAGGGAAUUCUUUUCCGUGGGCCUGUCACGUGAUGGUUUGGCGAUGACGAAGUUCUUUAAGGACAAGACCAAGGCCGCCCGUAUGAUGUGCACCUGCUGCGACAAUGUCCUGGAAAACCUGGCCCACAUCCGGAUGCACAGUGGCAUAGCGCGUCCGAACCCGGCCUACUAUUGCCGCGAAUGCGCCUCCGAUUUUUUCACUAUUCGCGAACUACAGACACACAUAGAGACGAUGGGUCAUUUCAAGUCGAAAUGCGGCGGUAGGGACCUGGAAUUUUUGUGCCUUAAAUGCAACGAGAUAUUCCCACGUUUCUUCGACGUAAUCCGACACGAGAACAUCGCACACUCUUCCCCAACCUUCAAGAGGCAACUGCGGGGACACAAUUUUAUUUCCGUAACCGAUAAUCCGAAGGCCUACGGAUGCAGCUAUGAGUAUUGCAAUCGAAAAUUCCGGGUGUACACGCGCUAUUUACAGCACUUGCAGUGGCACAGGGAUCGGUUCCACCCGUGUCCCCAUGCGGGAUGUAACACUGCGAUAAAGGGCAAAAAUUACUCUACCCACAUGCGUUCGCACUUACGGGAGGGUCAGUUUAUGACCCUAGAUCCCAAGCAACGGGUGGAACCGGAUGGCCGAAAGGUGCCCUACGGCAAACGACAAUUAAGAGCCGUAGCGGUUCGCGUUUCCCCGGAUGUCCUCCACCCCCUUUUUUCUAACGGAGGACAGUUCAUCAGCCUGCCCAAAGAACUAACCUUGCAACAUGGAAAAUACAUAGAUGUCAGAGAUCAAAGCUCAAAAAAGAUAUCUAGUAAAUAGUUCAUAUUAAAGGUCUGUCUGCAACAUGUUCAAAAAAAUAUUCUUAUUAUUUAAUAUACUACUAAAGGUAUAAUAAAGCUGAAAUUUCUUUAUUUAGUUUGUUGAAAAAUAUUUAAAAAAUAAAUUAUGAAAAUAAUUGUUACUAUA